CUUAUUUACUUGAAACAAAUGAAAUCUAUUGAUUACAGUGAUCAGACAUAUAUUUUUGCAUUAAUUCGUGAAAAUAAUAAGAAAAAUAUUGAAGUAGCGUGUUUACAUUCGAUCGGUACUUAAAGUAAAUGUUGUCAACUAAUAAUACCGUUGCUUUAACCAAACUGACACACACUACGUGUUCGCAGUGAAAAGAGACGAUUUGCAAAUCAGCAUAUUUUGCAUCAAUAGAGUAAACGAGACGAUAGAAAAGUGACGCCAAACUCACUCAUUGUAAUUUGAUAUUCGCUUUAAAUUGUGCACAACCGUCUGGAACAUUCAUUUUGUGACGAAUCAUUCAACACUCAACAAGUGUAGAAAAAUGCCGAAAGCUGGACCAUAUUAUUUGUAUAUGCUCGAUUUCAAACGGGAUCAGGAGCAAAGAUGCGGCCGACAACUCACUUUACCAGAAGUGUCGCAAAUGGCGUCGACAUCUUGGAAUGCGAUGUCUGAGGACGAGAAGGCAUAUUACAAACAAAAAGCCAAGGGUGGUGAUAUGAAAAUUCCACGCCGUAAUAACAACAACACGAAAACCAGCGAUUCGUCAUCAUUGCUGACAUCACAUGGUGUUCCUGUAAUUGUGUACGAGCAAGUAGAACGCGAAAAGCAAAUGGAAUUGGAAAACAUGCGUCGUCGUAUUGGUAGCAUGGUUCAAAGAAUGGAUCUUAUGACAGAUUUUACUACGUACCCAUUCUACUUUAUGUAUGGCAACUAUUUCUACAAGCACAGCGAAGGCCAUUACAGCCCAGCUGAAAUUGGAUUGAUCAAGUUUACGUUCCGUGAUGGUGUAUUGAAACGUCAUUGUGCUUUCAUCAAUCCGGAACAUGUUGAAAUUGGUUAUGCGUACACUGCAAAAGCACAUAGUGAAGAAACGCACCAAAUACCACCACCGCCAAAUGACUUUGGUGAAACCAAUUACCAGCGCGUAAUGUUCAACAUCAAAAAGUUCAUGAAAGAGGAUGGUGUACAAACAUUUGAUGGUGGAAAUCAAAUGAUUUUCACCUACCACGAUCCAUACACAAAUGAAGAAAAUCAAGUUGACGUUUUGAAGGAUUUUCUCAAACAAUUCGCUGACGAACGUGAACAACAUAACAUUGAUGUGUAUCCAUUGACACGUCUCUUCUAUGUUCUGCGCAAAGAACUGGCUGCACGCGGUAAAACCGAAGCUAUUCCAAAUGAAAAUUUCACGAAUAUCUUACUGUCACGUGAUCCGUAUGAAUCAAUUGGUGGCAUCAGUUGCGGGUUUCACGAGGAAAAAGACGCAACACGUCAUUGCGCGCUUAGCCGGUGUCGACGUUGGGCAUUCCAAUUGGCAGACCAUUUUUGCCAGCCGCUCGAAAUUAAAUUAGUACGUGGUCAGCAUUUACCUAAUAAUGCGGAUAUUUCCUCAUCAGCUCUGUCAUUGGAAUCGGACGUUUCGGUAAAUGUGGACGAAUCAAAGAUUGAUCACAGUACAUCGGAAAUGGAUAAGGCGUCAACGGUUGCAAGUGAACAUCGGGCUGGAUCACUGUCCACGCUGAACUUCGAUGACCAGUCAGUUCAAACCGCAUCAUCGGGUACAACUCGUGUAAAACGACAAUCACGCCGAUCGGUGGCUCUCAAAAUGGGAUCCCAAUCGAACAUCACUUCGAGCACAUUCUACAAUCGCCCAUGAUUUACACAAAUUCAAUUCAAAUCUCACGCAUUCACAUUUCUACAAUGUGCAAAACGGUGCCGAAUAAGAAUUUACCUCAAAGGAUUUAAAUAUAUAAUCCAAAAACCCAUAAUUUGUAAUCAAAACUACUUAUAGUUCAUAUUAUAACAAAAAAUGUCAAAUAAACAACAGUUUUUUCCCUUUUUUGCAUAAU
This is a messenger RNA of Contarinia nasturtii (swede midge), 1886 nucleotides long. RefSeq names its product protein maelstrom homolog. The coding region runs from base 362 to 1693 and encodes 443 amino acids. The record is from RefSeq and is a predicted model, not a curated record. Lineage: Eukaryota; Metazoa; Arthropoda; Insecta; Diptera; Cecidomyiidae. Gene Ontology annotation, molecular function: sequence-specific DNA binding. Gene Ontology annotation, cellular component: nucleus; P granule. The transcript has 8 exons. Gene Ontology annotation, biological process: piRNA processing; spermatogenesis; regulation of miRNA-mediated gene silencing.